GUCAAGYAAACAAAAGAAUACUAAAAUGGCSGCCAUUUUGGAAUAAGGUGUAUUGAAUUUCCGUCGGCUUGGCACUCACCUUGAAUAACCUUCAUCCACGCGACCUUGAGCAACACGCGCUUUCCUUGCUUCUGGUUGGUUGUCAUGUUGUGACUGGAAAAUUUUACCAAAAGAUGCUAUAGCUAGUCUAACACACCGGCCACCAGAUAUAUAAGCAAACAACCUUUGUGGUUUUUUGUUUGUAGAUUUUAGUUUAGAGUUCAGGUUCGUCGGCGAAAACGUGAAGUUCUCAGUUUUAAACUCUUCAGGAACUACUUCUACAAUGCCGGAAAGUUACAUCACACUCAACAAGACUCCUCGGCCGACUAAUGACCCGCCAUUUACGCUGAAGGAAUUGAAAGCCGCCAUUCCUGCUCAUUGUUUUGAGCGAAACACCUUCAAGUCGUUUACUUAUGUCGCUUUGGAUUUAACCAUGGCGUGGGUUCUGUUUUUAAGCACAGGAUAUUUCACCCAUCCAUAUUUAACGCCAUGGGCCUCGUACAUUCUCUGGCCGGUUUAUUGGAUCUGCCAAGGCUGCGUCUGCACUGGUAUAUGGGUUUUAGCCCACGAAUGUGGCCACUACUCGUUUUCGGAUAGCAAGACAGUCUGUGACUUCACUGGGCUUGCGUUACACACCCCUCUUCUUGUGCCGUACCAUUCCUGGCGAAUUAGUCACGCAAAACAUCACCGAAGCACAAACGAUAUGGACCGCGAUGAAGUGUUUGUCCCCAGCACAAAAGAUGAGUUCAGAAAAGGAAGUUUGGCAGCUCUUUCUCCUUCAUGGAACGUUUUAAGCCUGUUGAAACUGUUCUUAUUCGGUUGGCCUGCGUAUCUUCUGUUCCAUGUCACAGGUCGUAAAUAUCACACACAUACGGAUCACUUCAACCCCAAUAGCCCAAUUUUCAGCGACAAAGAUUACCGAGACGUGAUAAUUAGCGACGUCGCACUGGUGGCGUGGAUCGGUUUCCUUGGUUACCUGGCUUCUGUUAAUUCUGUGUUGUGGCUGGUGAAAGUCUAUAUCAUCCCGUAUCUCAUAGUGAACUUCUGGUUGGUAUUUAUUACCGACUUGCAGCAUUCUGACGCAGCUGUGCCUCAUUACAGAGGACGGCAGUGGAGCUGGCUUAAGGGAGCCCUGUGUACGGUUGAUCGAGACUAUGGCAUUUUGAAUUACGUCUUUCAUCAUAUCGGUGACACACAUAUUGCCCAUCACGUGUUCUCAUACAUGCCACAUUACCAUGCGGUGGAGGCGACCAAGCAUCUGAAAAAAGCUUUAGGAGAGUUUUAUUACAAAGAUAACACCCCGAUAUUCAAGGCCAUGUGGUUGACUGGGAGAUAUUGCCGUUAUGUUGAAAACUCGGGUGACAUUCUGUGGUAUAAACACGAUUAAUGUAUAUUUCUUUUGUUGAUGUCUACUUUGUUACUGAUGAAUAGGGCACCUCCGUGUAACGUUACGAGAUCCAAAAAGACAUAAUUUCCCUCCUUAUGGGAAUGAGCUCUAUUACGAACAUCCACCUCUUGUUUAGCAAAAAUAGGUUUAGAACCAUUCUGAAGUCAACACAAGUCAAUUUUUUUAAAUAAUACUUUUUAGGAGUGUAGUAAUAAUAUGUAAUGUUAACUCUCUUUAAAGAUUUCCAUAUUUCUCUUGCAAUCUUGAUUAUGAGAAUUUAGCGAUACAUCAGAGCAAAUGCGUCGAUUGGUCUUGUUAUGAUCAGGCCCUUGAUUCUCGUGACUCUCAUGUCACAGUUAAAUUUGCUAUAAAAAGUAAGAAAAUUUAGAAAUUAAUCACUAUAUAAAUUAAAGUAGAUCCACAGGAGUGUCCUGACUUUUUAAGUUAUAAACAUUGGUUCUUCUCUUGAGAUUAUUUAGUUCUUUAAGCAAAUAAUAACGGCUCCAGAGACCAAAUUAAUUUAUUGCCUUGAAUAAUAUAUGCGUAAAUAAAAAUUUCAGCCUGCCAUUACUGUGCGUUUACAGCCUUCGGUUUGUAAGAGAUUUUUUAAACUUUCAAAAAUAAUUUCUUGAAGAUUUAUAACAGUUUUGUAGAGCGAUUUAAGUUUCAUAGUAGGAAGUCUUGGAAAGCUAUUGUUUUUAGAAGCUGUGUUAUUAUCCUUUAGACCAAAUGAAGAUCUAGAAUCCAACAAGGGAGUCUGAAGAUAUUUAAGAGUAGGUAAGCGGAGGUAAACGCAAUUUCGGCACAAACGUUCUAAAAUCUUACUGAAUUGUAAAAACUACGAAUGGUAAAAUACUAAAACUCACAACACUAAGGCAAACGAAAGCUGUUUGUAAUGAAGCUGUUAUUAAAG
Messenger RNA from Orbicella faveolata, 2339 nucleotides. RefSeq lists its product as uncharacterized. Gene Ontology annotation, biological process: lipid metabolic process. Lineage: Eukaryota; Metazoa; Cnidaria; Anthozoa; Scleractinia; Merulinidae. The record is from RefSeq and is a predicted model, not a curated record. Gene Ontology annotation, molecular function: oxidoreductase activity, acting on paired donors, with oxidation of a pair of donors resulting in the reduction of molecular oxygen to two molecules of water.